Dermacentor silvarum is the source of this 1685-nucleotide messenger RNA. Its product is annotated as transcriptional repressor CTCF-like. Bases 1 to 891 code for a protein of 296 amino acids. NCBI's taxonomy places the organism in Eukaryota, Metazoa, Arthropoda, Arachnida, Ixodida, Ixodidae. The transcript is spliced from 4 exons. The record is from RefSeq and is a predicted model, not a curated record.
AUGAACAUUCGUGCCUCGCUGUCAGUGGUUUUCUUCGUUGCCAUUCUCAAUGCCCCAGCGUUCUCCCAGGAUGAAGAUGUGAAAAAACCCAGCCGCAGGCGUGGCUCGGAGGACCGUGGCGGCGGAUCUCGAGAGACAAAGGAGGGUGCGGACUACGAACCAAAGGACUUCGAGGGCGUCUUCACGCGAUCCAUGAAGAAAGUGCAGCGACAGGUGCGCAGACGCCACAAUCACUACCGGAGGCUUCACGGCGUCGAUCCCCUCGAAGGAGAUGAUGAGCUGGACCGUUACGCGCAAGCCUGGGCUUUGCACCUGGCGAAAUUAGGAAAGGUGGUGCACAGAAGAAAAAAGACGUAUGGCGAGAACCUUUAUGAAGGAACUUUCGAUGACGAUAACCCAAUCAGAGGGAAAGACGCUGUGGACGCCUGGUACCGGCAGAUUGAUAACUACGACUUCACGAAGAAUUGUCGCCAACGGCGGACGUCCAAAUUCACUCAGAUCAUUUGGAAGGACACGUCCGCUCUGGGCACCGGCAUUGCACGAGGAAAGGACGGGACGUACUACUUAGUGUCGGUCUACGAUCCCAGGGGAAAUGUCAGGGGCGAGUAUCGCGACAACGUGCUGAAGCCUAUUGAAGGCGAAGGCGAGACGCGUCCGAGACCUCUGCCAAAGCCAGGGCCAGAGCCGAAGCCAGAGCCUAAGCCUAAGCCAGUGCUGACGCCAGAGCCGGAACCAGAGCCGAAGCCAGAGCCAGAGCCCGAACCAAAUCCUGUGCCACAGAAACCACCAAAAGUGGUGACGAAUCAAGCCGGACAACCGCUCAUCCGUCUAAACGGCUGCCCCGGGAAAAAAGCCCUCACGUUUAAGAUUAACGUAUCUCCCAACACGUGAAAUUGCCAAGCUAGUAGCCGUGCGUGUACGCGGACAGCAUCGACACACUUUUAAUCUACGCUGUGUGUAGGUUUAGACGUUUGCAAGUCGCAUGUGGAUUCGAUCUCUCUGAUUUUUUUGAUGAGUACGGCGCCCCCUUUGAACCUGAAGUGGAAUGCUACAGUCGGUUUAUGCGAACGUGUUGUAUCGUUUGUUUUGUUACGCUUAUGUUUUUUUGUCUUUUACGCAAUUAUUUCAUUACGAUUUCUAGUCGUUGGGUCUCUGGAAUAGCGAGCUCUUUGGUGACCUUUUCCAUUAGUUUAGCAUCGUCCAAUAAAGAAGAGAGAGAAAAAUAGUCUCGUUGUUUGAAUUGUGACGAAAUUUCACUAUUCCUUUAUGUCAAAGUGUGCUCGAGUAUAACGUUUGUAUGUUGCAUAACGCUGAAUACAAGGAGUAUCUGCAGAGAAAAAAAGUGAGGCAAGCGAUUGAUCUUUGCGCACAUAGGUGAUGACCUAUUUUGUUGACUUGUGUUAAUUUACGUACGAUCUGAAGGACCUUAGAAAUUGGGGCGAUUAGCUCCAACAACUCUCAUUGAUUGAUCUGGGUUAUUAUAUUGCUCCAAAGACUUUCUUCAAAACCUGUGGUUUCACGUGCCAUAACCACCUUCUGAUUAUGAAGGAGUGUGGGACUCCGGAGUGACUUUGACCAUCUGGGUUUCACUAACGUGCACCUGAACCUUAAGCACGCUAGUAUUUUUUUUUUUGCAUUUCGCCCAUAUUGGAAUGCUACCACAGCGUCUGGAAUCAAACCCGCGA